AUGACAAUUGAACCUAGUGGGUCAUUUUCCCCAGAUGCAAGCAGAUUUGUGAUUAGAACUAUUACACCACAAAAAAAUUCUGUCGAUAUAUAUCCAUUAGAUGCAUCCAAUGGUUAUAAGAUCAAUAGUUCAUUGGUUAGUCAUCUUGACUAUGAAGCCAAUGAUUUAGUUGGGAAAGAUGUCAAUGCAUAUGCCUGGUGUACUGGCAUGGAUAUGAAUGAUGGUGAUGUACCAAGUCAAACAAAGAGGAAAAUGACUGCUGAAAAUGAUGGUGAAGAUGAAGAAAACUCUAUGAGAAAAGUUUCUCAACGUGGGGACUUCCUUGUUAAUAUAUUUGACGAUGGGAAAAUUGUAGUAUUUUCUGCGGAUGGGAAAGGUAUUGUUAAUAUAAUCCGUUUUAAGGAAAAAUUGAAAGGUUAUGCUAUAGAUGGUCCAUAUAUUUGGCUACAUGAUGAAAAUGAUUGUUUAAAGAAGUAUGAAUAUAAUAAAGCUAAGCCUAUCAAAACUUUCCAUCUAAUUGAAGGGAAGGGUGAUGUGGAACUCCGUUUAGAUUCUACAAUUACCACUAAUGGUAUCACGUAUUUGGUCUUGAUGUCCAAGAGCGAAGUACUAAUUAUUGAUCCAACUAAGAGAAGACCUAGUACAUUUAGGAAAUAUGGAAUUGAUAACCCAAGAUGGUGUGAUAUAACUAAUGAUGGCAAGUUUUUCAUUCAUACAAUAGACGGGACCAAUAUCUUUGAUUUAGAAACUAAUCAAAUGGUACAAAACUUUGACGACAACACGUGUGUGACGAAAAUUUAUGAUGAUCUAUUGUUUUGUUUAAGUUUUGAAAAUGAAAUACUUGUUUAUAAACUCAAAGAGAGAAACCUUCUCUGUAAAAUUAUAGUAGGAGCAGAAACUGUGCUUGAUUUUAAAGUUAUUGGUCAAGAUUUAUUGAUAGCAUGGUUAAAUGUGAACGAGCCAAAUUUCAAACUAAUCUCACUAGAUAGCAUAAGGGGUAACAAAGAAAUUAUACUUAAUGAAGCCCCAAAAUCAGAACAACAACUAGUAGCGGAUGGUACAAAUGGUCUUGCUGAAGUUGAAAGUAAGAACGAAGAACCUGAAACACAAAAACUAAUAAAAGAAAAACCAACUAAAGCUGAACAAACCGAGUUAAGCUCUUUGUUAGUAAAGGAAUUGGCAGAAUCCGAUUUUCGGAAUAAUACUACAGCUGUUCUAGAAUUGGUUGUAUCAGAGAAAUGGAGUGAACCAAAGAUAAAGUCGUUUGUCACACAGAAAUUACAAGGGCAAGAUAUAAUUUUGAAAUUCACUAACCUAAUAGUUAUUGAGCUACAGAAAACUACUGAUAAUAAAGAAAUAUUGUCUCUAUGGUUGAAAUAUAUUCUUCUUUGUAAAAGGGAUCAACUAAAUACAUCUUCAAACAAGUCAUUAAAGAAGAAUUUGAAACAUUUAAAAACAUCUUUGAGAAUUUCCAGUGAAACAUUACCAAUUUUAUUGAGCAUGCAAGGUAGAUUAGAAAUGUUAAAGAGACAAGCCUCAUUAAGAAAAGAAUUAUCGGAAUUAGAUUUAGAAGAAACAACUGGACCAGAUGGCAUUGAAUCCGUAGUAGUCAAUGAAGGGACUGAAGAAGAUAAUUUGAAUACAUCGUCUGCUGAUAUAUAUGUAGACGCUACUGAGUUUUAA
This is a messenger RNA of Naumovozyma dairenensis CBS 421, 1683 nucleotides long. RefSeq names its product Utp9p (gene UTP9). Bases 1 to 1683 code for a protein of 560 amino acids. NCBI's taxonomy places the organism in Eukaryota, Fungi, Ascomycota, Saccharomycetes, Saccharomycetales, Saccharomycetaceae. The transcript has a single exon. The record is from RefSeq and is a predicted model, not a curated record.